Daucus carota subsp. sativus is the source of this 975-nucleotide messenger RNA. RefSeq lists its product as uncharacterized. The record is from RefSeq and is a predicted model, not a curated record. The transcript has a single exon. Bases 1 to 975 code for a protein of 324 amino acids. Lineage: Eukaryota; Viridiplantae; Streptophyta; Magnoliopsida; Apiales; Apiaceae.
AUGGCCCAAGUACGAUUGGAGGAGGAUAAGCGGGAUCAUGAUGACAAGUAUUACCGGCCAAACAGGAAGAUCUUGACAACCAAGACCAGGGACUACAGACCAUACUCAAGGGACGCCAGAGACGUGAAGGAGGAGCCACGCGUCAACUCGACCCAGGAACAGACAGAUUGGAGGAAGGAUCCCAAUCUUCCCCCAACUUAUGACAGUUAUGGAUUCACGAUCACACCAACGGAGAUGAUGAGGGAGUUCACUAAGAUGGGAGAUACGGUCAAGUGGCCGGUUAAGAGCAACAAACCAAAAGCUAACCCUGAGUCGAAGUUGUGGUGUGAUUAUCAUGGCGACUAUGGACACAAAGCCUCCGACUGUGUUGCGUUGCGACGUGAACUCCAAUACCUGGUCCGCAAGGGAUACUUGACAGAAUUCAUGGCCGGCAAGACGACGGGUGUCAUACGCGACUCCCCACACAAGACCCCUUCAAAGCAACUGCCACCACCACCAUACCACAAGAUCAUAAACUUCAUAGCUGGAGGUAGUGAGAUUAGUGGAACUACAUACUCACAGGCAAAACGUGUGGCUAGGGGAAAAGCUCCACAGAUGAUGGUGGUUGCUGAAAAGAAUGACACGACACCUGCACUUGUAUUUGGCGACCCUGACAGACGACAUGUAAUGGAGCCUCAACAUGACAGCCUGGUGAUAUCGCUACCCGUCGGUAACUGCUUCAUCAAGCGGAUCAUGGUGGACAACGGCAGUGCUGCCAACAUAAUGAUGAAGGACACAUUACGACAAAUGGCCCUUGAAGACAGUGACAUGAUCAAGAAACCAACCACUCUAGUGGGAUUCAGUGGCGAGACAAAGAGAACCAUUGGCGAAAUCACACUGCCUACGUAUGUCAAAGGCGUCAACAUAUUGACCAAGUUUCUGGUCAUAGAUUGCGACUCAACAUACAAUAAUCAUGGGCAGGCCUUGGAUUCAUGA